Naegleria fowleri is the source of this 10602-nucleotide messenger RNA. RefSeq lists its product as uncharacterized. Gene Ontology annotation, molecular function: protein binding. Bases 1 to 10602 code for a protein of 3533 amino acids. The record is from RefSeq and is a predicted model, not a curated record. NCBI's taxonomy places the organism in Eukaryota, Heterolobosea, Eutetramitea, Acrasida, Naegleriidae. The transcript is spliced from 2 exons.
AUGAAACCUCGUAAAUCAGUACUUGGUUAUUUUGGAAGUGUGUUUGGUUUGAAAACCAGUGAUACCAACACAACACCUCCAAAAGUUGAAGAAAAACCAAUCAGCAGAGAGGAUUUCCAUAGCGAUGAGCAAUAUCAAUUGUUUUUGCAGUUGAAAGAACAGUGGGAAACUUUUUUAAAAGAGGCUUCGUUAUAUUCCGAAACUGAUACUGCCAUCUAUUCCAUCAUCACCCUAUUCCAUAAAGUAUUCUAUAAUCAAAACAUGUUUCAACAUCAUUUCCAUCAAAUCUUUAAAAACACACAAACAUUUACAUCAACAGUCACAUAUCGAUUGAAAAAAGAUAUCGAGAAUGCUUUAAAGGAAACUCCUUCAAUUCCUCCACCAUCUCCCUUUAAUGUAUCACAACAAGAUUUUGAUCGAAAUAACGUUCAAGACAUUGGAAAUCACAAUGUCAAACUCUCUCUCAUGCAUUACUUGAUUUCACGAGAAAAACACUCAUCAGAUAUUGUCAACACUUUAAUCAUGUUGAUAUCAAACCACGAAGAGGUUGUGGCACCCUUCGUUAUUGAUUUCAAAAUAAUUUCUCUUGUUAUCAACAUUUUAGAAAUUGUUGCUCAGAUCAACUCUAAAGAUAUCGAAGACUAUGACAUUAAGUUUUCUCAUGAUUUUGACUCUCACCAAAAUUUGCUACUUGACUCUUCUUCUGACAAUAACCAAACCAAUGACAAGAAACAAUUAACUACCAAAGAGUGUCUCGAAGUUUCAUGUCAACAACUUGUUUCAUUUGUUCAUCAUUGUCUCAACAAUAGAGAGUUAUUUGACACAUUAAAACUCAGUGAUGACGUUUUGACAUUGAUAAGAAUAUUAACAAGUUGCAGAGGUGAAGAAGGUUUUAACUUUGCACAAAAGUUAGCACUUGAUCUUUUAUUUGCUCUUCUCAUCAAAGCUGAUGUGGCAAUGGCUGACAGCUUUCAUAAGAAGAAGAUCAUUUAUCUUCUCUUAGAUUCAUUAAGUAUGAUCAAGUCCAAAAAUUAUCUCAAUAUUUGCUCAAUUAUUGAAACAUUGGUGUCACUUUUAAAACAAACAAUUUCAGUCUCUCCAUUAUUAUACAGAGAUUUUAAUGAUGCCAAUGGUCAUUUAAUCAUGCAGGAAGCUCUUAUUGAAUGUGAAUCAAAAUUUGAACAAGACACUUCAACUAUGAAAGUGGCUCUUCACAACUUUAGCGAUUUACUGUGCAUUGGUGAAAGAGCAAUAGAACCACCUCUAGAUUAUUUGCAACAAUUGAAUAUUACUACUAGUAUUAAUGCCAACAAUGAAAGAAGAAUUAAGAACAUCACCAUCUAUCAGUCCAUGAUCAAUAUUUUCCUGAAAUGUAACACUGAUAGUUUGAAACAAGAAAUUGUUGAAAUAUUACUUGUUACCUUUGCUGAUAAUAGUAUGAAUUAUCCAUCUGUGCAUCAUUUACACAAUGUGGCCUUACUCACUCGAAGUUUACCUGAUUUCUCUGAAAAGAUUCAACAAGCUGUAUUGAAGUUGAUUGAGUUUAUAUUCGCAGGACUAAAUUUUGCUCCAUUGGAAGAAUUAAAAAUGCUUGGUGAAUUAAUGAGCAGUAGAGAAGCAGCUCCUAAAUUGGUAUUGAACGUACUUGUGUUGAUCAACAAGUUACUCAAUUUUGAUUCUAGAUUCAGUACAAGAUUUAAAGAAGCUCUCCUCUUUGAAAAGAUCAUUUUCUUAUUGGGUGAUGAGUUUGAAGGAGUUUUGAACUUGGGAGAAUAUAAGGACCAAGAGGAGAGAACCAAUGUUCUUUUAAAACUCUUAGAUUUAACCAUUCAAGUAUUGAUUUCCAUGCUUCAAAAAUCGAAUGAUAACAUUAGAGCCUUUAGAGAGGCAGGAGGUGUCUCUGUAUUACAAAAGAUGUUAUUGAAUGAUGUCAUUCGAAGUGCUGCUUUGAAGGUCUUUCACACCAUUAUUGUUCAAGACACUUCCCAACAGAGUAUUGAUGUUUCAGUGUUGGUUGAAAUUUUACAGACAUCCAAACGAUCGAAUAUUCCUCUCAAAAUUGCAAUUUUUAAUGCUCUUACAAAAAUGUUCAAGAGUAAUGAGAGAGCAAAGGAUUCCUUUAGAGAUGCUGGUUUUGUAGCAAGUGUAUCCAUUCUCAUCAAUACUCCAUGUCCAACUCUUUCAGUACUCUCAAAACAAUUGAACAAGUUGUUAGAGGAUGGCUCUUCACACUCUUCAUCAUCAGAGGUAGAUAAAAGUCCAAUGGACGAUGAAGAAAUGUAUGAACAAUCGGAUAUUGUGAAAUUGAUGCAAGCCAUGUUCACAGCUCUUGCCACUUCAUUGCAAAAUCAUCCAAGAAACAAGUUAUCAUUUUUACCAACAGUCGGAGAGAAUGGUAUGAUUGAUGCUCUCAAUGUGAAUGGAAUUAUGAAUACUGAUCAUCGAAAGGAAGUAUUUCAAUGUUUAAUUGAUUUUGCUACUGAGAGAUGCAUUGAAGAAUUUGAUGCAGCCAAUCAAACCUCAACCAUUGUUUCUUCUUUCAACAGUGUUUCUUCAGGAAGUUUAAGUUCUUCCAGCAGCAAUACGCCUUCGACUCCUCUACAAUCAUCUUCUUUACAAUCAUCUUCAAAAUCUGUGAAUACCAACGAGCUCUAUAUGAACAUUGGUGGAUUGCUCGUUACGAGAUGCCCUGUCCUGCACAACCCAUUUGGUUUAAUAUUUUGUUUAAAACUUCUUCAUCAUGCCAAUGAAGAUCUUCAACUUGCAGUGUUGAAGGUGAUUGAACUCAUGUUAAAGAUUGGACCACUCAAUCUCGAAGGUUUAUCUAACAUUAAGAUUGUUGAUUUUAUUUUAGAUCAUUUAUAUUCACAAAUGGUAGAUACCAAUCACAAAUUUAGUGCGACUCUUCUCAACAUUUGUGAAAAAGUUGCAUGUUACCGAUUAUCACAAUUGGAAUGGAGAAAAUUACUUUCUAUUUUUGCUGAUAAGGAUCAUCCACCCUGCAUGUUGAAACUUGUCAUGAACGCUGCAAAGAAGGGCGUGAGUACACCAUUUAUUGAACUUCGACCAGGAUCAGAAUGUCCAAUAUUACAACUCACAGACAAGACAUGGAACAGUUCAAUGACUGCUGGCUACACAUUCUCAUGUUGGUUCUAUCGAUCCAAUGAUAUUGCAUCGACUCCAAAGAAGAGACUCUUACACUCUCAUCAGAGAACCUCUUCCAAUGCCAACUCUAAGAGACUCUCUUCCACCAAUUUUUCCGAUGUGAAUGUAUUCAUUUUAUUGAAUCUACACUCAGACGAUGGAAAAUCAUUUUUACAAUUUCACCUAAGACCCGAUGGAUAUCUUGAAUUCCAAAAUGGACCAAAAUCCAAACGUAUUCUCUUUUCCAAGUAUAAAUUUGAAGCAGAUCGAUGGUUUCACUUGGUCAUUACUCAUCAAAGAAAUCGAUUGUCGAGUAGUGUCAUGACUGUCUAUGUUGAUGGUAAAAUGGAAGAAUCUCAAAAAGUUGGAUUUAUUAAUCCAUAUGCUGCUGGUUCAAAAGUGACUGGACUUCUCGGAAAGAACUUUACAGAUAGUAUUGAUAAUUGGAGAAUUGGACCUUCAUUCCUCUAUGAAGAUGUUUUAUAUCCUGAAGCAGUGGCUUCCAUCUAUGUUGCAAAUAAUACCUAUACAGGUUAUUUCCAAGGAAAUUACACUCCUCAUAUGGAUCUACUCACUUACCAUCUUUAUCCAAAUUACAUUCGUCUGUUACAGAGAGUGGAAACGAAACGAAAUAUUUCCACAGAAAGUGAAGCCAAAGAGAAUAGUAUUACUGUUUCAUCCUUUAAAUUAUCUCCAGAUAAGAUUGUCUUUGCAUUCAAUGCUCUCAAUCACUCUUUACGAUCACUUGAACCUCAAGACAAUAGAAAUAACACUUUGGUGUUGGAAAGUAUACACAAUGAAAAGAAAACACCAAAAGUUCUUCUCUCCAAUUUAUCACGUGCCUAUGUGUGUUGUCCAACCUCACUCUCUGAUAACAUUCUCAACUCAGAUGGCAUUGUUGUUAUUUUGGCAUUGAUUGAACGAGCUGAAACUUGUCAAUCUCUCUACGAUUCAUUACUUUUAUUGUAUAAUAUAAUGAUGGACUCACCAUUGCAAAUCGAUGAAGUGGAAAGAAUUUCAGGAUAUGAUAUCAUUGCUGGUUUUAUUAGAAAAAAGACAACACUUCUUGAUGCUAAAAUUUUACAAUUACUUUUUGAUUUUGUGUUGAUGGGAAGUGGAGAUCAGAAGGAAAUUGUGACCAAUUUAAAGGCAUUUAUUUGUUUAAUUAUUGAUUAUGAUAUUUGGAGAAAGACAGAUCUUGCAAUUCAAAUUGAACUCUUCAAGAAAAUUAAGGGUUUAAUUGCGGAUAGUUAUUAUUCUCAUUGGAAUGUCAUUAGACUCAAAACCACGGGUAUUGUAAACAAAUUACUUCACAUUUUGAAUGAGUCUCCUUCUGUUCAAAUUGUAGAGCUCAUUGUCGAUGCUUUACAUUUAUUAUUCAAACAUAGAAUGUCCGACAAUGAUAUGAUCUCUGUUUCGAACUUUAUUAUGAACUCUUUGGAUGACUCGGUAUUAAUUUCUCAGAAACAACGAAGUUCAAGUUGGGUCAUGAUUAGUCCAAGAAAUUCAUCCAACACUUGUCUCACACAAGUUUCAUCACUCAGCGAUAUGACUAGUGGAAUUUCAAAUACCACCUCUACCACUACCUCUACUACUACCUCUACUUCUACCUCUACUACUAAUUCAAGAAAGUUAAAACGUCAAAGUAUUACCACCAUGACUUUAACCAAUGUUGCCUCUAGAAAUUUACUAUUGAGAGUCAUUUAUGAUUUGGCAAGUAGAGAUGAAAAGUAUCUCGAGUUAUUUUCCAAACAUGUGGAUGAUGUAUGGUUUUAUCAAUUUGUGAAUGAAAAGACUCAUCCAAUAUCAUUGAUCUUAUCCUUACAACUUUUAUCAUUACUUUUAUUGCAAGGAAAGAUCAAACCAGAUAAUAUUUUACCAAGUUUGAAAAGAGGAUUAAUUCCCUAUUGCAAUCAACCCGAUGUUUACUAUACAUUGUUACUACUCAUGACACGAACUAUUUUCACAUAUCCAGAAGGAACAUUCUCAUCGGAACAAGAUUUGAGAGAUUCUCUCGAUCAAAUUUCAAAAAUGUUCCUUGAAAAGAGUGCUGCUGUGACAGACAUUAUUUUCUAUAAGGAAGUCAUUCCCAUUCUCUUAGAAUUAUUGAAUCAUAAUUAUUCUCCAACAAUAGAGAGUGCUCUCUAUGGAGAAGUUUCUGCUGUUCAUUAUUUUGCCAAAUUCAAGAAUGAAGAAAAGACUUUGGAAGCCUCUCGUCGAUGGACUCUGUUGAGAAAUGUGGUCAUGUAUAAUAAGAAUUUCCCCUCGACAAUAGGAGGUAAUGAGAGUAAUUGCAGUAUUAGUAGUAGCAUCAGCAAUAACCCUUCACAACAACCUUCACAACAACCUUCACAACAACCCUCCUCAAGUUCUAAUGAUGAAAAUUCAUCUCCUCCAAUUCUAAUGAUGGAAUCAUUACUUUCAAUGAAAUUAGAAGAGAGACCACGUGAGAAUAAGAUUACAGAAGAGAUACUUUCUUUAUUGAAGAGAAUAUGGAGUGCUUCAAAUGAUCUUAAAACUCAUUUCAGAAAAUAUGAAAGUAUUCAAGCAUUGAGUCAAAUCAUUUUUGCGUUGGAAAUGAAUCGAAAACCUAAAACAGAUGUUGACAAUUUCCUCAAUCAUCCCAUUGCACUCUCUGUAUUAUCCAUGAUUAGAGCGAUUGCAAGAUUUGAAUUUUCAACUGCUUCCAAAGCAGUUCAAGUGGUUGAAGAUAUUUUGAGAGCUGUUCCAAUGACUCUUGUGAGUGAAUCAUCCAUCACAUUGUAUCGACGUUGUAUUUUGUCUUCUCUCAUCAAAGUCUAUUCCAGUGAAAAGGUCAUGUCUUGGGCUCAAGCAAAAGAUAGCAAACUUGCAGGAAAUUUAUCACUGUUGGCAUCUUUUGUGGUUGAUAUGCAUUAUGCUUCAGUACUUCCAUUGACAAGUUAUGUGGAAACUUUGAAUUUCAUUGUUCAAGUCGUGUCCAUUGUCAAAGUCAUUGAAGAGCCAUCCAAGAGUCUUUCCUUGUCAAGUCUUUUCAGUGCCAAUGCUGCCAUGAAGAAGGAAGGAACAUUGCCAUUCUCUUUGAGAUCAUUGAAUCGAAUGAUUUUAUAUACCUUCUUACAAGUCUCAUCGGAAGAGUUUACUGAGAAGGUUUUGUCCACCAUGUUAGAAACCAAAGCAUUUAUUACCACAUUGGAUACUUCAAAUUUAGAUUAUGAAUAUUUUUCAUCUAUUUUUGCAGUGUUAUUCAAUUUAAUGAAUGAUGGAUCUCCUAAAGUCAAAGAUACGACAGUCAAGUUAUGGAAAUUAAUUGUUGCAGCACAACAUGAUACCAAUUUACUUCCAACUAUAUUCAUGUUACCAAAAGAUAAGAAUAAUCAAACCAUCUUGUUGGAUCAACAACAAUUUUCCAAUGAAUUUGUGGAAGGUUUUAGAAAAUUAUUGGACUCGGAUGUGAAUAACUUUUUGAAAUGGUUUACAGAGAAUUUUGAUAUUAUCUCUGAAUUCUUUAAUAACAAUCUUGCCAAUACUCUCACUUUGUAUAUUGAGAAUGAGAAUAAGCAUACUCAAUCCGUUUUAACACUCUUGCAAAAUGAUUUGAGACUUCGAUCCUCUUCAAAGAGUGAAAGAAAACUUGGAGAAGGUGCAACCUAUUUGAUUGGAGCUGCAAAAUCACAACUUCGAACUGUGAUUGAAAUGGAAGAAGAACGAAAUCAAAUGCUCAUUGAAGAGAGUAUUAUUAGAAUCAAAUUUGCCAUGGAUACUUGGCACAAUUUAUACGAUUUGUUAUUUAUGGAACGUGGAACAUGGUCUCAUCGGGCAAAUCGUCAACUCGAUCAAUCACUUCUCGCUUGGAGAUUGGAUUCUACGGAAGGACCCAAACGAAUGAGAAUUAAGCUUGAACAAUUCCACUUGGAAAGGGCCUAUGAAGUUGCUAUUCAAUCCAAUCCUUUGAGAGAACAAUAUAGUAUUACUGGAAAGAAGUCAUCAUCUUUGAGAACAAGUCCUUCCUCCCAUAUGGGAACUGGAGGUUCUUCUUCUUCUUCAACAACAACAACCAAUGCAGUCUUGAUUGAUAUGAAUGAUCACAUGACUACUAACACUUCUACUACAAAUGAUAACAUUCCUACCACCACUACCACUACCACAAAUAAUACUAGUUCUGUUACAAGCACGGUGAGUGAAGAAAAGAAAAUGGAUGUCUUGAAGGAUCAAUUUGAAAAAUUCCAAGAAUGGAGUUAUCUCUCUCCUGCUAAACCUCUUCCUAUUACUGCUGACUCUAAGAGAGUGUCAGGUCAUGAAGAUGAUUCUAUGAAGUUCAGUUCUUCUGAACAAUUAGGACUCGAAAUGACACUAUCAAACAUGAUCACAUUGGAUGCCAAUGAUGUAUCUUUAGAACUCACUCCAACACCUCUUGGAAUUAAUCGAAACAAACCAUUGAGUCAAGAUCAAGACAAUACUGCAACAUUGGAUGAAACUUUGAGUGAUACGACACAUGAAGGAACAGCUGAUACGAAUCUUGAUGCUGCCACAGCCGAUGAUAUUGAUGAUGAUUUAUUAUAUGAAGAUGAAAUGGGAGAAGAUUUCAAGAUUAGAAAAUUAAUUGAACCAGGUGAUUCGAUUUUAUUUAUUUAUAACUCAUUGAGAAUUAAUGGAUUGGAUGGACAAAAAUCAUUAUUUGUGAUUUGUAAAAACAAUGCCUAUAUUAUUGAUAAUUAUGUCAUGACCGAUGAUGACAAGUUAAUUGAAGUGAAAGGAGAUCAUUCAACACUGAUUGAAACUACAGUACCACCUUCCUCGAAUAGUAAUUCCAAUAACAAUACUAAUACUACCAAUAACAAUACUACUAAUUCCAAUAACAAUACCAACAACAACAAUACUAACAACAACACUCAAGAGAACUCAACGGACAUUUCACAUGAAACAAUCAAAAUUCCACUCUCUGAAAUUAAUGAUGUCUUAAAGAGAAGAUACUUGUUGAGAGAGACUGCUGUUGAGAUUUUCUGUAGUGAUGGUCGUAAUUUCUUUCUCGUCUUUGAAAAGUCAGACAUGUUAAAAGUUCAUGAAAAAUUGAAACUUUCCGAUCACAUCAAACAACACCACAAUAAGAAAUCCUUCCCAUCACUCAAAGUCAUGCAAAUGAAAUGGCAAAAAGGAGAAGUAGAUAACUUUGAAUAUCUCAUGUAUUUGAAUACAUUGGCAGGAAGAUCUUUCAAUGAUCUCACUCAAUAUCCCAUCUUCCCAUGGGUACUCUCAGACUACAGCAGUGAAGAACUCAAUUUCAAUGAUCCAAAAAUUUAUCGAGAUUUAUCCAAACCGAUGGGUGCCAUUGAUGAGACUCGUGCGAAAAUGUUCCGUGAGAGAUAUCAGAGUUGGUGUGAUCCCUAUAUUCCUAAAUUCCAUUAUGGUUCACAUUACAGUAGUGCUGGUAUUGUCUUGUAUUACAUGUUGAGAAUUGAACCCUAUACUUCACAAUGUGUGGAAUUGCAGGGUGGAAAAUUUGAUAUUGCCGAUCGAAUGUUUCAUUCCAUUAAAGAGACAUGGGAAUCUGCCUCUACAGAUUUCUCACUCUCAGAUGUGAAAGAACUCAUUCCUGAAUUCUACUUUUUACCAGAAUUUUUAAUUAAUAAGAACAAUGUUCAAUUUGGACUCAAACAAAAUGGUCAUCCAGUGAAUGAGGUUGAAUUACCACCAUGGGCACACAAUAAUCCACAAUAUUUUGUAAGAAUGAUGAGAAAGGCAUUAGAAAGUGAUUAUGUUUCAGAACAUUUGAAUGAAUGGAUUGAUUUAAUUUUUGGACACAAACAAAGAGGUCCUGAAGCUGAGAAGGCACUCAAUGUAUUCUUUUAUUUAACAUAUGAAGGAUCUGUAGAUAUUGAUAGCAUUUCAAAUGAAGUAGAAAAGAGAGCCAUCAUUGCUCAAAUUAGUAACUUUGGUAAUACUCCACAACAACUCUUUACAAAACCUCAUCCUCGAAGAAAUACCAAUCAAUUAUUGGAGAAACAAUUGACUUUAUCACCAACAACAACUAGUAUUACCGAUCAAGAAUUUAAUGUUGAAAUAAUGAGCGCUUCUACUACGAGUGCUAUGAAUACAACUGCCAUGAAUACCACCACAUUGCCAAUAGGAAAUUCUGAAACAAUUUCCAAUGAAUUCAGUGGUGGAACGACAAUGAUUGAUCCAACAACAAAUUCAAGUAACAUGGUUCUCAUGUCUGGAGCGAGUGUCAUUAGUAAUUUGGUAUUGAAUCCAUUGGGAUCAACAAAUACUCCACAACAACUUCUUCCAAGUUACAAGAAACCUUUAGAUCCAAAUCUGGUGACAAUUUCAUUCAUCAGAUUGAAGGGUAGUGUGGCAGAUGAUGUGACCUAUGUCAAUGAUUAUGGAAGUAGUAGUAUUGUAUCAGAAUUACAAACUGGUAUUGUUACACCUUCAUUGACAGCUACUAUUGGAAAAUUAACAGGAAGAUUUAAUAAGGCAUUAACAUUGAAAGAAUCACAAUCUUUGAACAUUUCAGAAAUGAGUGUCAUUAAUAACUCCUUAUCCAUGAUUAAUCCAUUCUCAGGACAAUCGACAUUGGAAUUGGCAACUCCACAGUCAUGGGGAAGUUUAGCCAUUGGACAAAUUUCACUCACUCAAAAGCAAUUAGUGAAUGGCAUUGUGGCUGUCAAUAAGAAUUGUUUCUUUGCAGAUUCAAAGAGUUCCAAAUACUAUUCAUAUGGUCAUUCUGAUUUUUCAUUACGAUUAUUUAAAGAUAGUAACAGUGAAACACCCAUUGCAGUCCAUGAACGAUUACACACUUCACAAAUCAGUUUUGCAACCAUUACCAAAGACUAUCAAGUACUUGUGAGUGGAGGUGAAGAUAGUGUUGUGAGUGUUUUCAAGAUUAAGAAACACAAGAAAUCAGAAACAUUAGAAAUUCAAAAGAGAUUGUGUGGUCAUACCGAUAAGAUUUCAUAUAUUGCAGCAAGUGUAGAGUUUAACAUUAUUGUGAGUGGAAGUUAUGAUUCGACAUGUAUUGUUUGGGAUUUGAGUCGACUCAAAUAUGUUCGAGAAUUGGAAAUGCCAUAUGAUGAUGUUGACAAUAAGCCAAUUUCAUGUAUUUCUGUAUGUCCAACAACAGGUCAAAUUAUUGUUUGUCAAUGGACAAGAAUUACAGUCUAUGCCAUUAAUGGUGAUAUUUUAGCAAGUAAGAAUCUUGGAAGAGCUCCAAUUACCACUGUGACUAAAGCAACCAAUCCCUAUGAUGGUCGAGAGUUAUUGUUUGUUGGUCAUAGUAAUGGAGAGAUUAAUAUUUUGGAUAUGGAAUAUGUCUUGUCCUCAGAAACUCAGAGAAGAGAACUCACGUUGACCAAAGUGCAUUCCUUGAAGGAUCACAAAUCCUCUGUGACUUGUCUCUAUCUCACUCCAGAUAUGAAGAAACUCUACAGUGGUGGUGAAGAUGGAGUUGUUUGGAAAUACACGGUGAACAAUAAUUAA